Molecule: messenger RNA, 939 nt
Organism: Acomys russatus (golden spiny mouse)
Lineage: Eukaryota; Metazoa; Chordata; Mammalia; Rodentia; Muridae
Product: vomeronasal type-1 receptor 4-like
Exons: 1
Coding region: 1-939 (312 amino acids)
Biological process (GO): G protein-coupled receptor signaling pathway
Cellular component (GO): membrane
Molecular function (GO): pheromone receptor activity
Source: RefSeq, a predicted model, not a curated record
AUGGCCUCGAGAGACCUGGCUGUGGGGAUCUUCUUCCUGUUGCAGACAGCACUGGGAAUGCUGGGGAACUCAGCCUUGCUUUGUUGUUUUGUCAUCGCUGACUUUGCUGGGAUCAGGGCAAAGCCCACAGACCUGAUUGUAAAACACCUGACUUGGGCUAACUUCCUUGUUCUUCUGUGCAAAGGGAUGCCUCACACAAUGGAAGCUUUUCGUCAGACAUACUAUCUAGGUUAUAUUUCGUGUAAACUUGCCUUAUAUUUUCACAGAGUUGCCAGAGGAGUAUCCCUUAGCUCCACAUCACUGCUUAGUGUCAUCCAGGCCAUCACCAUCAGCCCCAAUAAUUCCAAGUGGAAACAACUCAAGAUCAGAGCCCCCAGGAUCAUUGGUCCUUCCCUGGGCCUCUGCUGGUCCCUACAGCUUUUGAUAUAUGUCUUCAUUCUUGUGUAUACAACUGACAUACAGAGUGGAGUGAAUAUUACUGGAAGAAAAGAUUUUGGAUACUGUGCUGUUGUGAAUCCUGGGAGACUCAUCGACACUUUCAAUGCAGUUCUAUUGACAUCCAGCGAUGCCAUGUUUUUGGGGCUGAUGGUGUUUGCCAGUGGCUCCAUGGUGUUUAGGCUGCUCAAACACAAGCAGAGGGUACAACACACCCACAGAUCCCAGUCUCCUAGGUCAUCCGCUGAGACCAGUGCCACCCAUAUCAUCCUCACCAUAGUGAGCAGCUUUGUGCUGUUCUAUGUAGCAUCUAUUGUCUUUACAUCAUACGUGUCUGUCCUAGACGUAACAAUUAGGUGGCUGGUGGAUGCCAGUGCUGCCAUGUCUGCAUGUUUCCCAGCCUUCUGCCCCUUUGUGCUUCUCAGACAACAUACCUCUGUUUUCAAACUUGCUGUACCUGUUCUCAUCAGACCACACUGUGUUUGUGUAGUCAGAGAUCUCUAA